This is a messenger RNA of Pararge aegeria (speckled wood butterfly), 1243 nucleotides long. RefSeq names its product protein spindle-F (gene spn-F). The record is from RefSeq and is a predicted model, not a curated record. Bases 148 to 1236 code for a protein of 362 amino acids. NCBI's taxonomy places the organism in Eukaryota, Metazoa, Arthropoda, Insecta, Lepidoptera, Nymphalidae. The transcript is spliced from 2 exons.
UCCAUGGCCGUAAAAAAAAAAAUCUGUGGUUGUAAGUUUUUGUUUCGUGUUAUUCAGGUUUUACUAUUACUAUCUAUUUAUUUACUAGUCUGUGUAAGGAACGUAAAAAUAAAUAAAAUAAUACUUAACUUAUAAAUUUAACUCGUAAUGGAUUCCUCAUCUAUUGUAAGUUUUAACAAUGAUUCAACUUAUCAGACAACAAUAAAAGCUGACUAUAGUAACGUCCAUGAAUUGGCACUUCAUGCUAUGAGAGAUCGGUGCUUAUUACUUCAACGUAGAAUAAACACUCUGGAAACUGAUAAUAUGCGUUUAAAGUUGGAUAUUACCAAAACAGCAGAAAGAUCACCAUAUACUCCUUUACAAGAAGGCGAAAACACAUCCCUACAUAAAAAAAUAGCUGAGCUUAACAAACAGAAAUCACAACUGCUGCAUCAUGUCUUCAUGGUUUCUUGUGAAAACAAAAACUUGUGGAGUAAGAUCUCAAUGUUAAAGGGCUCUGAAAAGGCAGUGCGUGAACGUCCAAAACAACCUUUAAUACGCACAAAUACUUACAUACACAGUACUCCCAACUACACCACACAAAAUCAAGAAAAAUACUCUGAUUCAAGUUUAGAAGAAAUAUCAUUGAAAUUGAUAAACAGUUAUAUCCAGGAGAAGUCACAACUUGUGGAACAGUAUGAACAAAUGACACAACUCCAAGACAUGGAUGAUGAUAUUUUAAAUAUGAAUUCAAUUGGAUUUACAUAUAUGGAAGAUCCAGCGACUGAUUCUUUAAAAGAAAUUCGUAGCCAAACGGAAAAGUUGCAGACUCUCAAAAAAGAUUUAGCUCAGCAAGAAAAAGAUUUAAAAACAGUAAUAUCAAGAAUAGAAAUAAUAAUGAAAGAUGGCUACAAAUGUCCAACAUGCCUUGCAAAUAAAUCAAAAAAUGUAAUAUUUGAAAAUAAAGGAACUGAAACCAGCAAUAGCCUGCUUGGACAGAUAGAAAUGGAUUCUAGCAGCAAUGACUUUAAAGAUAACAACACUACAGCCAAUAUUAAUGCUGGGAAUUAUCAAGAAGAUGAUGAAAAUUGUGAUCCAUUUGAUAAGAUGUGUCCAAUAUGUGGUGAAAAGUACCAAAAAGAUACAGCAUUUACAGACUUCCAGGCCCAUGUAGAAAACCAUUUUGUUGGUGAUAGUGAAGUAGAUUCUAUAGAAAACUUUGAUACAGUUCCAAAUUCAUUAAACAAUGUAAUGUGAAGAUAAA